UCUCCCAUCCCGAUAACCAAGUGCGGAAAAGCAGAGUGAGAAAUCUCAUCGGCGACGAUGGCGUCUUCAGAUGCAGUUCCUCCGCCACCUCACGAACCAGAACCUGAAAAUCAACUUUGUUCUCUAGUCUACGAGAUAUCACACGAAGCACAAGCGAUCAUGGAGAACAUGCUUAAGAUGAUCACUGAAAUCAAUCAAAAUUCUGUUCUAAUAGAGGAAGAGAUAGAGAAAUGUAAAGGCUCUGCUCUGGAUAAGAAACGAACUUUGGAUGAAGAGAAGAAUCAUUUCCAAAAGGCUGCUUAUGCUGUUCUUGACAUGCUCAACAGAGACUGAUAUACU
Arachis duranensis is the source of this 339-nucleotide messenger RNA. RefSeq lists its product as uncharacterized. Bases 58 to 333 code for a protein of 91 amino acids. NCBI's taxonomy places the organism in Eukaryota, Viridiplantae, Streptophyta, Magnoliopsida, Fabales, Fabaceae. The record is from RefSeq and is a predicted model, not a curated record. The transcript has 3 exons.